Molecule: messenger RNA, 3185 nt
Organism: Cottoperca gobio
Lineage: Eukaryota; Metazoa; Chordata; Actinopteri; Perciformes; Bovichtidae
Gene: slc17a5
Product: solute carrier family 17 member 5
Exons: 11
Coding region: 108-1583 (491 amino acids)
Biological process (GO): transmembrane transport; monoatomic anion transport
Cellular component (GO): apical plasma membrane
Molecular function (GO): transmembrane transporter activity
Source: RefSeq, a predicted model, not a curated record
CGGUCAGGUGGCUCCCGUCACGUGACUGCCGUUAGCUUGUGUCGUGUCGUUGAGCCGAAGCCUUUGUUGUUGUUGUUGUGACGCAGUAGGAGCACAUUGACCGGAACAUGGAGCGGUACGGGUCGGACACCGACGGGGACGAUACACCGCUGCUUCACCGAGGACACGAAGACAAAGUCCAGAAAGCACCAGUAUGCUGUUCAUCACGCUACGGCCUGGCGCUGCUCUCCUCGUUUGGCUUCUUCGUGGUCUACUCCUUGCGGGUGAACCUCAGUGUGGCGAUGGUGGACAUGCUUAACAACACCCACCAAUCCAGCCCCAACCACAGCAGCUCAGUGUGUCCCGCUCAUGCCAACCCUCCACGGCCCAAACACAACCGCGUGGCCGGUGUAUACGACUGGAACUCUGAGACUCAGGGCUGGAUCCUGGGCUCCUUCUUCUACGGCUACAUCCUGACGCAGAUCCUUGGGGGCUACCUGGCCGGCCGCUAUGGACCCAAGUGGCUGAUGGGCAUCGGCAUCCUGGGAACUGUAGUUUUUACGCUGCUCACCCCUGUGGCUGCUGACCUGGGUGCAAGCUACCUCAUCGCUGUCAGGGUGCUGGAAGGGAUAGGAGAGGGAGUGACAUUCCCUGCAAUGUACACCAUGUGGGCAGCGUGGGCCCCACCGCUGGAGAGGAGCCGACUGCUCACAAUCUCCUACAUCGGAGCCCAGCUCGGGACGGUGAUAUCUCUCCCUCUGUCCGGGCAAAUCUGCUUCUACCUGGACUGGACCUACGUCUUCUACGUGUUUGGUGCUGUUGGCCUGGUGUGGUUCGUCUUGUGGGCCUUGCUGGCCUUCGACAGUCCAAACACUCACCCACGGAUCUCAGAGCAGGAGAGACUCUACAUCACCAACUCACUGAAGAACGAGCUGUCCACCUCAUCGGGUGACAUCCCCUGGCGAGCCAUCGUGACGUCCGGAGCGCUGUGGGCCAUCGUCGUGGCUCACUUCUCCUACAACUGGACCUUCUACACGCUCCUCACCCUGCUGCCAACCUACAUGAACGACGUUCUGGGAUUCAGCAUCCAGCAGAACGGUAUGCUGUCGGCUCUUCCUUACAUCGGCUGUGUUGUGUUGGCUGUGCUGAGCGGGCAGCUUGCGGAUCACCUGCGGGAAUCGUGCCUGUACCGCACCGUCAUCGUCAGAAAGUCUUUCUCCGUUGUUGGUAUGAUCGGGCCGGCCGUGUUCCUGGUGGCAGCAGGAUACACGGGCUGUAACUACACCUUGGCCGUGACCUUCCUCACCAUCUCCUCGGCUCUGGGCGGAGUGUCGGCCUCUGGCUUCAACAUCAACCACCUCGACAUCGCUCCUUCGUAUGCUGGUAUUCUCCUGGGAAUCACCAACACGUUUGCCACCAUUCCUGGCAUGGUGGGACCAGUCAUCGCCAGAGCACUCACCCAGCAAAACACCAUAGAAGAAUGGCAGACGGUUUUCUACAUCGCCGCCGGCAUCAACGUGUUUGGAGCGGCGUUCUACACUCUGUUUGGCCAAGGGACGGUGCAGCCCUGGGCCGUCCGCACGUCCUCCUCUCACGGCGACUGAGGCGGGAGACGAGGGCCAGACUCGUCCUUCUGAUGAUUCUGAUUCGUCAGAUGGACACGUCUCAAUCGUGGGCUUAUUUAUCGGGUAAUCGGCGCAAUAUGUGUUCCAGCUGUGCUGAUAAUUCUCAAAGCGCGGCUAACUAACGGCCACAAGUACCAGCGAGGAUGUUCUUUACUGUGACUCAGGAGUCUGUUGACAGACAAACCUGCAGUCACAGCAAUGAACAAAGAAGAUUUUAGUGAAAUAAAUAAUUACUGGAGGCAGAGGAAACAAUCACAGCAUCUCCAGGAAGUGUCAGAGGAAGCGUUUAUGAAGCCGAGCACUUUUGCCACCAACUGAAAAAAGGGAAAAGUCACUACAUGUUAUCUAAACCUUGUUUAGCAUUAUGUGCACCGUAGUGUAUGAAAGACAAAUGAACCCAAUGGCGUUCCUUUGUGCUCUUCAGGUUUGCCGCCUCUCUGCGUUCAACUGUUUCUGCCUCCAGAGCACUUUGCUUUAAAGCCUCCCGAGUUAUUGCCAAAGUAAAAGUCUUAAGUUCUUAAGAAGGAUGUUUUCUUUCACUUGUGUCUGGACAGUUUGGACUCAUAUCGAAGUGCCAGUACGUGUUUAAACGGUUUGUCAUCCCAAACUAGACGCACACAUUUGAUAACGUCUCUCGAGAGGACGUUGUGACGCACAAACACUGGUUUGGGAAAUGCCUUAUAGUGACUCUUUAAAAUGGAUUUUUAAGCUCUUUGUCUUUUAUGUGAUUUUAAAUGGCCAAUUUCUUUUUGUACAGACUUGUCUUGUGGUGCCGUUAAGGGAUUUUAUGUGCACAACAAUAUGUAUUAUCUUUUCAGGUUAUGUCCACCAGGCACCUCUUUUAGUUUAGGUUUAACAUGUGCAUGUGGAAAGCCUGAUAUGUUCCAUCUGUAACACUAAGAAGAUGUUAAGCUGUUUUCUGAUGAAGGGGAAAAAGGGCUUUAAAGAGGUUCCAGCCGGACGCCGUCUCAUUUUACUUACAGGAUUUGCACUUUCUGUGUCAAUUCUCAGGUAUCCGUCUCACAAGGAUUGAAAAAGAUGUUUUGUUUGUUGGAUUGAUUGAUUUUACCACAUGAGGAAUGUGUCCUCAAUCUUUAAGUGUCAACUGAUUUAGAUCCGAUUUUUAAAAAUCAUGAUCUGGCAGGAAGAAGUUAUUUAUCUUAACUUUUUCUCAGCUGAUUUUAAACGUUUGCAGAGCACAUGUAUUAAAUACUGUAUGUAUCGUGUCCCUGUAUACAUGAGGACAAUAAUGUAGUGGGGUUAAACAAAAUGGUUUCUGUCAACAAGUAGCAUUAUCAUCCCAAUGAUGCAAUGCACUUGUGCCUUAUUACAUUAUCUUAAACAAGGCGAGACAAUUCAGGACUGUAGACUCGUAUUCACAAAGGAUUCCUUUAGUUACUGCUUUUUAUUUUUCCAUUUAGUGUCUUUACAGAGAAAAAGGGACUUUUGUACGCUGUGUAUUCACUGUGCACACACACUGUACUGAGAGGGGAAUCAUUGUACCUGGAAACAUUCCAGAAAUAGUCUUUAAUUACUGUCAUGUAUUGUAAAUACUUCAUAUACAGCUCUGCUCAAAUCUGU